Umbelopsis ramanniana AG is the source of this 2837-nucleotide messenger RNA. RefSeq lists its product as uncharacterized. The transcript has 15 exons. The coding region runs from base 120 to 2714 and encodes 864 amino acids. Gene Ontology annotation, biological process: protein import into nucleus. Gene Ontology annotation, cellular component: cytoplasm; nucleus. Gene Ontology annotation, molecular function: small GTPase binding; nuclear import signal receptor activity. The record is from RefSeq and is a predicted model, not a curated record. Lineage: Eukaryota; Fungi; Mucoromycota; Umbelopsidomycetes; Umbelopsidales; Umbelopsidaceae.
AGAAAUUUGCAGUCCACGCAGAGUCCCAGUCGUAUUUAAGUUCUUUGCCUGCCCACCCGCUUUCAUACUCAAGUAGUCCCUCUGGUAUUUUUUAUCUCUGAUCGACUUAGAAUCACAGCAUGGACGUAUCAACACUCCUUCAAAGCUCACUAUCGACGGAUCAAUCCAUACGUGAAGAUGCCACUGCAAAACUCGAGCAGAUGUCUCGAGAGAACUACGCUGCCUAUGUAGCCGUCCUUAACCAAGUUUUUGCAAGUGAGCAAGCCGAUGGCACGCUACGACAGCUUGCGGGAUUGGCACUUAAGAAUUCCUUGGUUGCAAAGGAGAAUGUAAGGAAAGAAGAGUAUGCUCAAAGAUGGUUAUCGGUUGAACAAGGUGUCCGUAAUGAAAUUAAGCAAGCUGCAUUGAGGACGUUUGGAAGUGCUGGUAUUGCACGUAGUACAGCACCUCAAGUAGUGUCUGCUAUAGCUGAAAUUGAACUUCCAACAAACCAAUGGUCAGAAUUGAUCCCAACCCUGUUGGAUAACGUUACCAACCAAGAAAGCGCUUUGCAGCGUCAAGCUAGCUUGCAAACUCUUGGCUAUAUUUGUGAAUCAACAGAGCCAAUGGUGCUUGCUAUUAAUGCAAAUGAAAUUUUGACGGCCGUUGUUCAAGGAGCUAGAAAGGAGGAAACAAAUGAUGAUGUUCGAAUUGAGGCCCUCCAUGCCCUUUACAAUUCUUUAGAGUUCAUCAGAGCAAACUUUGAGCGAGAGGGAGAAAGAAAUUUCAUCAUGCAAGUCGUUUGCGAAGCUACUCAGAGCAGUGACGAACGCAUUCAAUUGGCUGCAUUCGAAUGCCUGGUACGCAUCAUGCAUUUGUAUUAUGACAAGAUGCGUUUCUACAUGGAAAAGGCCCUUUUUGGCUUGACGGUCCUAGGAAUGAAUUCUGAGCACCAGGGUGUUGCCCUUCAAGCUGUAGAAUUCUGGUCGACGGUGUGCGAUGAGGAACUAGAGUUGCAAGAGGAAGCAAAUGAAGCGUUUGAAGUCGGUGAGCAGCCAGAACGGGUCAGCUUUGACUUUGCAAAGACAGCAGCACCUGAGAUUUUACCAGUUCUCUUGUGGAUGCUGACCCAGCAGGAGGAAGAUGCUGAUGAAGAUGAAUGGAAUAUCGCAAUGGCGGCUGGUACUUGCCUUGCUCUGCUUGCACAAACCAUUACAGACCACAUCGUGCCACCUGUCAUUCCAUUCGUAGAAUCAAACAUACAAAGUACCGAAUGGCGAUACCGUGAAGCGGCUGUUAUGGCAUUUGGCUCCAUUUUGGAAGGACCAAAUCCUCAGAUUUUAACUCCUCUGGUCAAUCAAGCACUGCCGACUUUGAUUAAUAUGAUGCGGGAUCCUGAUGUCAAUGUGAAGGAUACUGUCACCUGGACACUCGGUCGCGUCUCUGAUGUGUUGGUGGAGUGCAUUAAGCCAGAUAUACAUCUUCCGCAAUUGGUAUCUGCCUUGGUGUUAGGUCUUGAAGACAAUCCCCGAAUUGUCGGAAACUGCUGUUGGUCUCUUAUGAACCUUGCCGAACAGCUUUCCAAUGCCGAUGAUACAGACCAAGAGACUUCGCCAUUGUCUCGAUAUUUUGAAGGCGUCAUCACUGCCCUUCUUCGCAUUACUGACCGCCCUGACAACGAAGCAAACUCUAGAACGUCAGCAUAUGAAGCGAUAUCCACGUUUGUGUCCACAGCCGCAAAAGAUUGCUACCCUAAUAUUGAAAAGGUCGCCAUCACAGUGUUGGAGCGCUUGGAGCAUACCUUAUCCGUCCAGAACCAAUUGAUAGGGAGUGAUGAGCAAAAUGCCCACUAUGAACUGCAGUCUAACCUUCUUAGUGUACUGACGAGCUGUGUCCGCAAAUUGGGCAAAAACAUCAGUAGCAUCGCGGAUCGUAUCAUGACAGUGUUCUUACAGAUCCUGAACUCUCAAAGCAAACACUCCACUACCAAGGAAGAUGUUUUCAUCGGCGUCGGUGCCUUAAUAAGCGCACUAGAAGCAGAUUUUGGACGAUACCUUGAACCAUUUAUGCCCAUCUUGUAUAGUGCUCUUCAACAUCCCGAAGAAUAUCAGUUGUGUGGCAUCGCCAUUGGACUGAUUGGCGAUAUCUGUCGAGCCCUAGGAGAAAAUGCCGUCCAGUACAGUAAUGCGUUCAUGGAACUAUUGAUUCAGAACCUUCAAAGCCCAGUGCUCCAUCGAAAUGUCAAGCCUGCUAUUCUUUCAUGUCUUGGUGAUAUUGCCUUGGCCAUUGGCGGGCAAUUCGAGUCAUACUUGAACGUCACCAUGAUGGUCCUCCAGCAGGCUGGUAACAUGAGAGCAGACAAGACUAAUUUGGAUAUGAUCGAGUAUGUCAAUCAAUUACACGAAGGAAAUGUUGAAGCUUAUGUUGGCAUCGUUCAAGGACUUGCGACAGGUGGCAAAACUCCUUUGAUCGCACCCUAUGUGCCUGGGAUGUUCACCUUCCUUAGCAUUGUGGCUGAGGAUGAGUAUAAAUCAGAUACCCUUGUUAGAAGUCUUGUAGGUUUAAUUGGUGAUUUAGCGGAUGCUCUGUAUGGUACGGAUGGCAAGCAGUUCUUCCAGGUAGACUGGAUAACCCAAACCCUCAGAGAGGCGAGAUCUAGCAGGCAUUACUCCCAGAGCACCAAGGAAGUGGCAAGGUGGGCCAAAGAAAUGGUGAAACGUACUUUGCAAUCAUAGAAUAUUGUGCCUUUCAAAUUACAUAUUACCCUCAAAAACAAUUUUUUUUAUACAUAUUCAAAUUCUCCACCACUAAAGUUGCGCUUUUGAGCAUUCUCGCACUUUUAUUAUCCAGCGAGCACA